AUGAAGUACUCGACGUUCUUGGCGGCGCAAUUGGCGUCGUCGGCUGUAGCAGUGAGGCUUGCACCGCGAGAGAACCCAAGAGUAGUGCGCCUGGAUACCCAGCGCCGAAAUGUCAACCCCGUCGCACACGACCAGCUACGGAGACGGCAAAACGUUGUCCAGCAGACGCUUGACAACCUCGAGACACUCUACUUCGCCAACGCCAGCUUAGGCACCCCCGAACAGAACUUCCGCCUCCACAUCGAUACCGGCAGCAGCGAUCUCUGGGUCAACUCAGUGAACUCGAAUCUGUGUAGCCAAGGGGGCAACCAGUGCGGCGAAUCGGGCACAUACAACGCGAACGACUCUUCGACAUAUAACUACGUCAACGGCGCAUUCAACAUUUCAUACGUGGAUGGGUCAGGCGCAUCGGGAGACUACGCAACAGAUAACUUCCGCCUCGGCGGCCAGACAGUAGAAGACCUGCAGUUCGGUAUCGGCUACGUGUCGAGCUCACCGGAGGGUAUCCUCGGAAUUGGCUACACCAUCAACGAAGUUGCCGUAGGACGCGCCGGAUUAGAACCAUACCCCAACUUGCCUCAAAAGCUAAAGGACGACGGUACUAUCAACUCAAACGCAUACUCGCUAUGGCUGAACGACCUGGAUGCGUCGACCGGAAGCAUUCUCUUUGGAGGCGUAGACACCGACAAGUACUCGGGUGAACUACAGACGCUACCAAUUAUCCCAGAGCGUGGACAAUAUGCCGAAUUCAUCAUCGCUCUAACUGGUAUGGGGCAGAACGGCGAGAACGGUUCUAUCUUCAACGAUUCCAACGUACCGGUCCUGCUUGACUCAGGGUCCUCCUUGAUGUAUCUUCCCGAUAAUGUCGCGAGCGCUCUGUACCAGACCUUCGGCGCCCAGUACCGUCCUUCGCAGGGCGCAGCCACUGUCGACUGCGACCUUGCGAAUCAGGAAGGCUCGCUUGAAUUCAACUUCUCCGGUGUCACGAUCUCUGUCCCACUCAACGAGCUUGUCAUAGUUGCUGCCGUUAGUCGUGGACAGCCGGUGUGCAUACUUGGCAUUGGGCCCGCGGGCUCCUCUGUCGCCGUUCUCGGCGAUACUUUCCUACGAUCCGCAUACGUUGUCUACGACCUUGAGAACAACGAAAUUUCCCUUGCCCAGACAAAUUUCAACGCCACCUCAGAGAACGUUCAGGAGAUUCAAGAAGGCUCUGACGGCGUACCCAACGCUACAGGUGUUCCCAACGCAGUGUCUACUGCAGCUGUCGGCACUGGCGGACCCAGAAUCGAUGGUCCUAACAUAACCGGCGGCGGUGGAAUCAUAACAUCUACCGGCGCUGCCAUGCCGGCCGCAACUGCAAACCCAUGGGUUGGCGGUGCUGCGGUCGCUGGUGCGGGCAUCCUCAUGGGCUUCAACGGCUUCUGA
Messenger RNA from Alternaria ethzedia, 1425 nucleotides. RefSeq lists its product as uncharacterized. Gene Ontology annotation, molecular function: aspartic-type endopeptidase activity. The transcript is spliced from 2 exons. Lineage: Eukaryota; Fungi; Ascomycota; Dothideomycetes; Pleosporales; Pleosporaceae. The coding region runs from base 1 to 1425 and encodes 474 amino acids. Gene Ontology annotation, biological process: proteolysis. The record is from RefSeq and is a predicted model, not a curated record.